Messenger RNA from Coccomyxa subellipsoidea C-169, 2344 nucleotides. Its product is annotated as ferredoxin-NADP+ reductase. The transcript has 7 exons. NCBI's taxonomy places the organism in Eukaryota, Viridiplantae, Chlorophyta, Trebouxiophyceae, Coccomyxaceae. The record is from RefSeq and is a predicted model, not a curated record. The coding region runs from base 132 to 1181 and encodes 349 amino acids. Gene Ontology annotation, molecular function: oxidoreductase activity.
GCUUCUGUGCAUCUGCUCACUCCCUGCUUGUCAUCAGAUCUGGCUCCUCAAGUGAGACUCUGUACAUCAGCGUGGUACCGUAUUUGAUUGCAAAAGACGUCUAUAUAGAAUUGUUGCAGAGACUUUGAGCGAUGCAGGUCCAUCUUUCCAGCAAGUCCUUCUUGGGCGCCUCAGUGCAAUGCAAGGCCAACCGUCAGCAGCCUGCAGCGAGGAGAAGUCACCGUGUUGUCGCUGAGGCAGCCACGCAGACCCUGAAAAAGAACAAGGUCCCUGCAGAGCUGGAGAAGGGUGACCUGCCAAUGAACACCUUCAACAACAAGAAGCCUUUCAAGGCAACCGUCAAGUCAGUGGAGCGCAUCGUGGGUCCCAAGGCUACUGGAGAGACAUGCCACAUCGUGAUUGAGACCAGGGGAGAGAUCCCAUACUGGGAGGGCCAGUCAUAUGGUGUCAUUCCUCCGGGCACAAAAAUCAACUCGAAGGGCAAGGAGGUCCCCCACGGUACUAGGUUAUACUCCAUUGCGGCCACUCGUUACGGAGACACUUUCGACGGCAAGACAACAUCCUUGUGCGUUCGUCGUGCCGAGUACUGGUGCCCAGAGAUGAAGGCCAAUGACCCUGCCAAGAAGGGCAUCUGCUCCAACUUCCUCUGCGAUGCCAAGCCAGGCGAUGAGAUCACCAUGACUGGACCCACCGGCAAGAUUCUGCUGCUGCCCGAAGACAAAAACGCGGCCAUCAUCAUGGUGGCGACCGGGACAGGGAUCGCCCCCUACCGCGCAUUCUGGCGGCGUUUCUUCCUGGAGGAGAUCGAAGGCUACAAGUACACCGGCCUCGCCUGGCUCUUCAUGGGCGUCGCAAACUCAGACGCCAAGCUCUACGACGACGAGCUGCAGGCCAUCCUCAAGGCCCACCCAGACCAGUUCCGGGUGGACUAUGCCCUUUCCAGGGAGCAGACCAACAAGAACGGAGGCAAGAUGUACAUCCAGGACAAGGUGGAGGAGUACUCUGACGAGGUGUUUGACCUGCUGGACAAUGGCGCACACAUCUACUUCUGCGGCCUCAAGGGCAUGAUGCCUGGCAUCCAGGAGAUGUUGGAGCGCGUGGCGUCGGAGAAGGGCAUGGUGUGGGAGGAGUUCUUCCAGAAGCUCAAGAAGAACAACCAGUGGCACGUCGAGGUGUACUGAGCGCCCGGCUAACGCCGGCAGCCGCCUGCGGCUUCCGCCAGCUUCCCAGCCGGCCGCUCGCGCGAGGCAGACCAUUGCUGUGUAGCGAGCAACAGAGUCUGCUCUUCACUGCGGGGGAGCAGCCUAGCAGCAGCAUCAUCUCCAGCCAAGAGCUGCCAACCUUGAGAUGACACUUGUUCUACAGACGGAGCAGACGCUUGAUCAGUGCCUCUUCAAGCGGGGGACGAAUGCCGAAGAAGCUUGCACAGGGCGUCAAUAUGGCGGAGCAGAAGAUCGACGCAGGGAAGUCUGCAGAGAGGUCUGCAUGCAGACUGUGGUCAUCUAGCAAGUCUGACAGCAGGUGUAGGAGCAAGGUUUUUGGUAAGAAUGGAACGGCAUUAUUUGGGUGUGUGAGAACACUCCAAAGGAGCCUUGUGAGCGUUUGAGGCUGUCAGAAGGGUCUAGACUGGUCCCCAAGUCUCUAAAGAAUUAUAUACCGCGGUAAUUACAAGUCUUGAAGUCAACUGUUUGAAGGUUGGUUCCGUUUGCGACAAAUCUAAUAGUGACAUGCUCUUAUAGUGACAGCUCUGUAAAAAGUCAAAGGUCAUACUCUGUGCGGUUCUCACUGCCUAGACCUCUGGCGCUGCAGAGUCCUAAGAUUUCUGAAACGGGUGUGCAGUGAUCAUUACUAGUCUUCUGACAAAGUAUUGUGCUUGGAAGUCAUGAGCCAAUGUGCCUAUACAAAUACAUGCAAAUGUCCUGCUGCUAGGAGACAACAACAACUAAGACGCCGAGGUGGAUACAGGUGCACAAUCCGACACAAUACCCGCGCGCAAUCCCUGCAGCAACAAACCCGUCUUCUGCAAAACGCCUAACAAGCAAACCUGCUCAGAGAGCCCCUUGCUCAAGAGAUCUACACACACCACCACCACCAAAUCAAACCCUCCUUGCACAGGCUCACCAGCCCACCUUGCAAGCCCAAGAAACCACAGAGCAAUUGCAAUGGUUUCCUUGGAAAGAAUAUCAGUUGGGGCAUUCGCCGGCCCGCUGCUUAGAGGGACUGGGCCAGCUUUGCCUGUCCCAGAAAUCCCCAGGAGCCUUAUCCAUGCUGUGCCCAUCAUCGAGUGGAUUUGUGUGUCCUGCUGUGGUCUGAGGGGCAGACGCGCUCCUCACUGCUGCAGCCU